Messenger RNA from Pimephales promelas (fathead minnow), 2550 nucleotides. RefSeq names its product tektin 3 (gene tekt3). Gene Ontology annotation, biological process: cilium assembly; cilium movement involved in cell motility. The record is from RefSeq and is a predicted model, not a curated record. Lineage: Eukaryota; Metazoa; Chordata; Actinopteri; Cypriniformes; Leuciscidae. Gene Ontology annotation, cellular component: microtubule cytoskeleton; nucleus; sperm flagellum.
CACCUGUCAACGGUGCACAGACUGAACACAUGUGCGCGAGCGCUUCAUGCGAAUGACACAUUCAAACACACGGGAAAAGGUGGCUAAUUGGUUAACACAUGGAGCUAAUUGGAUCCACCCAGAUGGCCACUUAUGCUCGGCCCAAAACCAGCCACUUCCUGCCGGCUAUAUCCACCACAGCAUCCAGUUAUAGGAGCCAUCAGCCAGCCCUUACCAUCAAUCAGAAUUCAAACAUGCCCUGGAGGACUAAUUCUUACUUUAGAAGUGGCAGCGCAAUCCCGACCGUAUCAGCACUUCAAAGAGAAAACCUGGACUUAGUCCGGGCCAAAACCAUGUUCUACCCCUCCAACAGGACGGCUCUCAGUUCACGAUACAUGCCUGAGGACUGGUACAAGUCGAACCAGAGUAACUACAGGGAGUCAGAGUCGUCCCGGAACAGUGCCGAAAGGCUUCGGAGAGACACGAUGCGACUGAUCCAGGAUAAGGACCAGCUGACUCGCAGGACUCAGGACUCCACCAGCAAGAACAUUGGAGAAAGACUGAACGACAUCAGCUUCUGGAGGUCUGAGCUCAAUCAUGAGAUAGACAACAUGGUGACAGAGAUAUCAGUACUGACAGAUGUGAAAAGAAGGCUGGAAAGAGCUCUAGCUGAGACAGAAGGGCCACUGCAGGUGUCUCAGGAAUGUUUGUUCCACAGGGAGAAACGGAUGUCCAUUGAUCUGGUUCAUGAUGAUGUGGAGAAAGAUUUGAUUAAGGAAGUGGAGGUGAUUAAGUCAUGUCAGGAGAGAAUGAGGCGACAUUUAGAGCGAGCUAUUGCUCAACUAGCGUCGAAUCGUGCAGCACAGCACGAGCUGGAGAGAGAUUUGAGUGACAAGGUAACCGCUCAGAGAAUCGACGACAGGUGUCACCAUCUCAGGAACACCUCUGAUGGAAUCAGCUACUAUAGAGGAAUCGAUCGCCUGGACCCAUCUAUCAGUCUUCCAGAAUCCUGGUCGAAGUUCACCGACGACAACAUCCUGCAUUCUCAGAGCCAACGCGCCGCAUCUCACAAACUCCGUGAUGAGAUUGAGAUUCUGCUCAAUGCCACUUCAAACGAGAUGUGGAACCAGUUUAACGCCGUAAACGUGUCAUUCACCAACCGUAUCUCUGAGACGGCAGACACCAAGAACAAUCUGCAAACUCACCUGGCCAAGACACUUCAGGAAAUCUUCCAGACUGAGAUGCUGAUUGAAGCUUUAAAAAAGGCAAUCCGAGACAAAGAGAACCCACUUAAAGUGGCCCAAACCCGCCUGGAAGAGAGGACUCGCAGACCCAACGUCGAACUCUGCAGAGACAACCCUCACCAUAGGUUGAUUACAGAAGUGAGGGAGAUUGAAGACACCAUUCAUAAGCUGAAACAGAGAUUGAUGGAGGCCGAGAACACUCUGCAGACCCUGGUGAAGACGAAAGUGUCUCUGGAGCAUGACCUGUCAAUCAAGGCCAACUCUCUGUUCCUGGAUCAGGAAAAAUGCAUGAGCAUGAGGAAGAGCUUUCCCAGCACUCCUCGUCUAGUCGGAUACACCUAGAUCCUCCAGAACCUUCUCUAGAAGCUGCUUAACCACCUGCUGAAUCUAGAUCAGAAUGUUGGUGUUUAAAACAUAAACGGCAAGAUUAGUGUCAGAACAGGUUGACAGCUUAUACUUAGUCCUCUUAAUUAAGUGGAUUGAUAUCUUAUACCUCACUAUUAUUGCUUCACUUACCAUUAGGUUAAACACUCUAUAAUGAGUAGGGGCUUUCGCACUGGGGGGAUAAACUGAUUUGAGUAGCAAAUGCACCUUUAAUCAGAUUCAUACUGAUCCUUGUUAGUCUUAUUUAGAAAACAUUUAAAAAACAAUGCAAAAGCAAGUCCAUCAGUUAUGUGAGCUCCAGACAUCUGUUGAACUGUGAGGUCUGAUUUCUACACCAGUGUGACAUGAUUCUAACAGUUUGCAGACAGUGGACACGACACCUUGCUUUUGUUUGUUCAGUUCAGAGGUCCACUUGAGGGCUGUCUUUUACUACACACUUCCCUGAGUUUACCAAAGCACAGAGGUGUAGUUCUCAUGUUCUUUUGAAGUACAAACAUACACUUUAGAAACAGAUGUCACAGGCAAGCAGACUCAUUGUUAAAUAUACACACAGCAUCUGGGUUUAUUGAUUCAGAGGGUGAGCGUGUUUUCUCUUGUGUAAUGUGUACACAACACAUUAGUGUUCUGCUCAAAGACACUUCAAACUCUUUACAUAUAAAUCAAAGUCUGCUCUGUUGUCUGAAUGUUUUACAUUACACAAUGAACUUGACAUUAACAGGUUCAUUCCUAAGAACAUGUGUCAUGCACUUUUUGACAACAUCUAAAUAUAAACACAUGUUAUUUUAGUUACAGUUCAGUUGAGUAUCAAUUUGUUCUCUGAUCUUUGUCCUAAAAUUCCUAAAAAAUAAACACAAAUUUGCUUAUAAAGAUUCAUUAAAUUCAUCAAACGUGCCAGUAAAGACACUUCCAGUGUUACGCUCUAAAAAUGUGGGUUGUUUCAACC